This is a messenger RNA of Manis javanica (Malayan pangolin), 1114 nucleotides long. RefSeq names its product natriuretic peptide B (gene NPPB). Gene Ontology annotation, molecular function: hormone activity; hormone receptor binding. Gene Ontology annotation, cellular component: extracellular region; cytoplasm. The record is from RefSeq and is a predicted model, not a curated record. Lineage: Eukaryota; Metazoa; Chordata; Mammalia; Pholidota; Manidae. Gene Ontology annotation, biological process: receptor guanylyl cyclase signaling pathway; negative regulation of systemic arterial blood pressure; cGMP biosynthetic process.
AGCUAUCAGGACCACGGACAGCGGCCAGGGCGCGCAGGAGACCGGCCGGCAACCCGGCAGCGCGCACGAAGCCAGGCGGAUGCAGACCUCCACCCCCAGGGAGCACCCGUCCCGGACGCGGAGGGGUGCAUUCCCCCGCCUGAGCUCAGCGGGCCGGAAUGCGACCGAUAAAUGGGAGAUAACCCCUGAGGGCAGGGCCUGCCGGGCUCCCAGGACAGGGAUAAAAGGCCGCGAUUGCCCGAGGACCCCAGAGAGCGCCCGUGGACCGCGAGGACGUGAGACCGGAGCCUCGACACAGACACAGCACAGCGCAGCAGCAGCCGCGGCCACAACCUCUGUCCACUUCUUCGGUGACAUGGACCCCCAGACCGUGCUGCCCCGGGCGCUGCUGCUGUUCUUGUUCUUGCACCUGUCGCCGCUGGGUGGUCGCUCCUCCCCUCUGCCUGGCCCCAGCACCUCCUCGGAUCUGUCGGGAAUGCAGGAGCUGCUGGACGGUCUGCGGGACACAGUUUCGGAGCUGCAGGGAGAGCAGAUGGUCCUGGAGCUGCCCCAGCAGGUCCGAGUCCUGGAAGAAGCCUGGGAGGCCACUGAGGCAGCCUCCUCGGGGGUCUCUGGGCCCCUAGACAGCACUCUCCAGGCCCGGCGAGGACUACGCAGUCCCAAGAUGAUGCGCAACUCAGGCUGCUUCGGGCGGAGGCUGGACAGGAUAGGCUCCCUAAGCGGCCUGGGCUGCAAUGAUGAGGAGACUGCGGCCCAGAGAGAUGGACUACUCUAAAGCCUUGGACAUCAAGAUCAACUGAGGAUGGGGGUGGAGAGCACAGCUGCAGGGAUGGCCCGUGAUAGGGGGAAGCUCAGGUCUCCCCUCCAUCUUCGGCCCUAACACCAACAGCGCCCUCUCUCUUGCCCAACAGUGCUGAGGAGGUAUUAAGAAGAAGUCCUGGCCACAGACGUCUGUGUCUGAUUCUUCAUCACCUCCGAUCCCCUUUGAAGCAAUUUCUAUUUUUAUGUAUUUAUUUAUUUACUUACUUAUUUAUUUGAAUUGUUUUAUAUAAGAUGAUUCUUACCUUUGAGCACACAUUUUCUGUAGUGAAAUAAAGUGUCAACAUUACAACUU